Molecule: messenger RNA, 1041 nt
Organism: Danaus plexippus (monarch butterfly)
Lineage: Eukaryota; Metazoa; Arthropoda; Insecta; Lepidoptera; Nymphalidae
Product: lysophospholipase-like protein 1
Exons: 5
Coding region: 179-862 (227 amino acids)
Biological process (GO): protein depalmitoylation
Cellular component (GO): cytoplasm
Molecular function (GO): palmitoyl-(protein) hydrolase activity; carboxylic ester hydrolase activity
Source: RefSeq, a predicted model, not a curated record
CAUGUACUCUUAGAAAUAAUAACAUUUAUUAAUUAUUAUUACAAAUAGAUAAAUAGCAAUAUUGGUAUAUUUAAUAUUUUAAUACGUUUAAAAUAUGUUUUAAUGACUGAAAUAAAAGACAUAUCAAGUCUGAUUUUAUAAUCCAGUUUCAAAUACUAUAAACACGUGUGUGUCCAGCAUGUCCAGAUUGGGUGCCCUUAAUAUUACAAAAAAUUCUGGCGCUAAACACACUGCUACAGUCAUAUUUUUUCAUGGUUCUGGAGCAGCUGGUGAUCAUAUGAAGGAAUGGGUCCAUUUAUUAGCUAAAAAUUUUGUUUUCCCACACAUAAAAAUUCUGUACCCAACAGCACCUCUACAGCCUUACACUCCGGCUGGUGGUCUUAUGAGCAAUGUUUGGUUUGACCGGCUAGAUAUUAAUCCUAGAGCUCCCGAAGUUUUGGAAUCUUUAGCUCAAAUAGAAGUAGAUAUAAAAAAAUUAAUAAAAAGUGAAAAUGAGGCUGGUAUACCAAGUUCAAGAAUAAUUGUUGGUGGAUUUUCGAUGGGCGGAGCUUUAGCCCUUCAUACAGCUUAUCGAUGGGAUCCAAAUGUAGCGGGGGUUUUUGCUUUCAGUUCAUUUUUAAAUGAUAAUUCAGUGGUAUACAAAGAGCUCAGAGACUCUGCUACUAAAGUCCCUUUGCUCCAGAUACACGGUGACAGUGAUGAUUUAGUGGAAUUGGCUUGGGGUGAAGCAACAUUCAAAGAACUUAGAAGUCUAGGAGUACAAGGGAAUUUCCAUAUUAUGGAGAAGUUAGGACAUUCAUUGAAUAAAAGAGGGUUGAAUAUCAUCAAAGAUUGGAUAGACAAACAUCUCCCUAAUAUAUAAGGGUACUGUUCUAUGGUCUAUCUAUUGCAGUACUGGGUCCGAUGGUGUUAGUCUGGGGUUUAGCUGACAUUUAUAUUAUUAAGUAUAUGUGUCUGUUAGUAUCUAUGUAACUAGGACUACAUAAAAUAAUGUAGAAACAAAUUCAUAAUUAAAUAUUUACACUUGUUAUAUUGCACAAA